Molecule: messenger RNA, 395 nt
Organism: Meloidogyne enterolobii
Lineage: Eukaryota; Metazoa; Nematoda; Chromadorea; Rhabditida; Meloidogynidae
Source: the annotation of a GenBank genome assembly
UUAAUGUUUCUGGCAAAAAUAUUAGAUGAACAAAACGAAACGGGCGCUGCAGUUGAAGCUUAUAAGCGCAGCAUAGAAAUGGAACCAGAAAAUGUUGAUUUAAUACAUUCACUUGGAAUGCUAUAUUUAAAAGAUCAGUCAAAUGCUUUCACAACUUUUGGAAAAGCUCUAAGUUAUGAUGCCAAUUAUGUGCCAUCUGUGCUAGCUAUUGCUUCAAUUUUGCAAAUGAAUAAUGAUUGGGAUGUUGCUCUUUCAAAAUAUAAGUAAAUGGAGAGAUAGGACUGGGAGGAGAGUAGUACGAGAAAGAAUCUCGAUUUUCGAUAACCGACAUUUUUGACCGGAACCUCGUCUCGGUCCGAUCUAAAGUAAAUAUGUAAAAGUAGAUUUGUAUUAGU